Brassica napus (rape) is the source of this 1377-nucleotide messenger RNA. RefSeq names its product rac-like GTP-binding protein ARAC6. Gene Ontology annotation, biological process: cortical cytoskeleton organization; regulation of actin cytoskeleton organization; actin filament organization. Gene Ontology annotation, cellular component: nucleus; cell cortex; cytoplasmic vesicle. The transcript is spliced from 6 exons. NCBI's taxonomy places the organism in Eukaryota, Viridiplantae, Streptophyta, Magnoliopsida, Brassicales, Brassicaceae. Bases 559 to 1152 code for a protein of 197 amino acids. Gene Ontology annotation, molecular function: protein kinase binding; GTP binding; GTPase activity. The record is from RefSeq and is a predicted model, not a curated record.
GCGAGUCUCUAUUUUAAUUGUUGGGUUAAGUGUUUGGGUCUAUUGGACCAAUGGGCUUAAGCUAACGGUUCUAACUGAACAAUGUGCUUUUAAAAUUUUCGGACAAAGCAAAUGUUGCAUAAACAUUUACAGUAUGAAGGAGAAGAAAAAGGAGGCAAAAGAAUAGGAUGGGGAAGGUUAAUGGCAGAGAGUAGUCUUCCAUUUAACAAACGCUUCAAUGGCAAUUAUUUGCGGCAAAUCACUUUCUCUUUCUCUCUUUGUCGAUCCAAAUCAUCGUCCUCACGUUUUUGUUAACAAACCAAAACAAACAGCAUCAUCUUCAUCCUCCUUUGAUUUUUUCAUUUAGCGUUUCCUCAUAUUCACUUACAUUGUCUAGGCUUUUGUUUAUGCUGGAGAUGGUGGUUAAUUGAAUGUAAAUGGUAGAGGAUUCGGAGGAAUUGGAUUCGUGUUGUGAGGUGGUUCCUCCUCAGGCUUAGUUAGAUCUGAGGUUGCAUUUUGAAAACGUUUACCCUUUCGUUUUUUGUACUGUGUCAUCAUCAUUACGUGUGGCUUUGAGCAAUGAGCGCGUCAAGGUUCAUAAAGUGCGUCACGGUUGGUGAUGGAGCUGUCGGUAAAACAUGUCUGCUCAUUUCUUACACCAGCAACACCUUUCCCACGGACUAUGUCCCAACUGUUUUCGAUAACUUUAGUGCCAAUGUGGUUGUUAACGGAGCCACGGUCAAUCUUGGUUUGUGGGAUACUGCAGGGCAGGAGGACUAUAACAGAUUAAGACCUUUGAGUUACCGUGGCGCUGAUGUUUUCAUUCUAGCCUUCUCUCUCAUUAGUAAGGCUAGUUAUGAGAAUGUCUCCAAGAAGUGGAUCCCAGAGCUGCAGCACUAUGCUCCUGGUGUCCCCAUCGUCCUUGUUGGAACCAAACUUGAUCUUCGGGAUGACAAACAGUUUUUUGUCGACCAUCCUGGUGCCGUCCCUAUUACCACUGCUCAGGGAGAGGAGCUCAAGAAGCUAAUUGAAGCGCCUGCUUACAUCGAGUGCAGUUCAAAAUCACAAGAGAACGUGAAGGGAGUCUUUGAUGCAGCUAUCAGAGUGGUCCUUCAACCUCCAAAGCAGAAGAAAAAGAAGAACAAAGCUCAAAAGGCUUGCUCCAUUUUGUAAGAAGCUCGAUGACAGCGUCGUUAAGAAAGUAUUUGCGUUUUCAUUUUUUUGUUUUCUUCUUUUCAGUGUUCAUUGCGAAUGCUGUCUCUUAGUUCCUUAAAAAAAAACGAUUUGUAUCGAGUUUAAUUCAACUUAUGUUUCAAUUGAUAGUGGAGAGAGCUAAUAUUGGGGUAGUAGCCUAUCUUCCAUCUCUUCCAUUCUAAUUGAUAUGUUCAACGUGAUGAU